AUCCCCAGGUAAAAAAAGAAAAAAUAAAGAGAAUUUCUAGAGAGAGAAACUUGGGAGAAAAUUCCUAAACAAAAGGGACCUUCUUUCGUUUUCCUUUUUUACGGAGCGGUUUGUAUGAGUAGAUGGCGACGCCGGGGAUACAGAACGGAGGCGUUUCGGUGAUAGCUUCCGCGCCGACGGUAGCGCCGGUAGAUCCCAACGGCCGGUCGGCGGCGACGUUGAGGCUUUCAUCUCCGAUUAGGAUCUUCCUGUUCUUCCACAAGGCGAUUCGAGCAGAGCUGGACGGGCUCCACAGGACUGCCUUGGCUUUGGCGACUAAUGGAAGCGGUGGAGACAUCAAGCAAUUGACGGAGAAGUGUCAUUUCUUAAGGUCAAUUUACAAGCACCAUUGCAAUGCCGAGGAUGAGGUUAUAUUUCCUGCCCUUGACAUCCGUGUGAAGAAUGUGGCACGUACAUAUUCCCUCGAGCAUGAGGGUGAAAGUGUGCUUUUUGAUCAAUUAUUUACGUUGUUAGGGAAUGAUAUGGAAAAUGAGGAAAGCUACAAAAGAGAGUUGGCCUCUUGUACAGGAGCACUUCAAACAUCAAUUUGUCAGCACAUGUCUAAGGAAGAGGAGCAGGUAUUCCCCUUACUUAGUGAGAAGUUCUCAUUUGAGGAGCAAGCGUCAUUAGUUUGGCAGUUCUUGUGUAGCAUUCCUGUAAAUAUGAUGGCAGAAUUCUUGCCAUGGCUUUCGUCAUCAAUUUCACCAGAUGAAAGGCAGGAUAUGCGUAAAUGCUUGCACAGAAUAAUUCCAGAUGAAAGGCUGCUUCAACAGAUUAUUUUUAACUGGAUGGAUGGGGUAAAGAUUUGUAACAAGCGUAAACGUUCCGAGGAUGAUCCCAGACUGUCCAGUAGCUCUCAUGCAUCUCCCUCGACUAACGAAAGAGAUCUUCUUACAUCUGAUUGUAGUGCUACUAGAUCUUCGCAGUACCAUCCAGUGGAUGAUAUACUGCAUUGGCAUAAAGCUAUCCAGAAGGAAUUGAUUGAUAUUGCUGAAGCAGCUCGCAGUAUAAAGUUCACUGGAGAUUUUUCCGAUCUAUCUGCCUUCAACAGAAGGCUUCAAUUUAUAGCUGAAGUCUGUAUUUUCCACAGCAUUGCUGAGGACAAAGUUAUAUUCCCUGCUGUAGAAAUGUCAUUUGUCGAGGAGCAUGCAGAAGAAGAAAGUGAAUUUGACAAGUUCCGAUGCUUAAUAGAAAGUAUUGAAAGUGCUGGAGCUAAUUCAUGUGUUGAAUUUUAUGCUGAAUUAUGCUCACAGGCCGAUCACAUAAUGGAGACAGUAAAGAAGCAUUUUCUCAACGAGGAAAAACUGGUACUUCCACUUGCAAGGAAGCAUUUCAACCCUGAACGUCAGCGUGAACUUCUUUACCAGAGCUUGUGUGUAAUGCCACUCAGAUUGAUUGAGUGCGUCUUACCAUGGUUGGUUGGUUCACUGAGUGAAGAGGAAGCUCGGUGCUUUCUUUGUAACAUGCACAUGGCAGCUCCAGCAUCCGACACUGCUUUGGUUACAUUGUUUUCUGGCUGGGCAUGCAAGGGUUAUCCGAGGGAAAUCUGUUUGUCUUCUAGUGCAAUUGGUUGUUGUCCUGUCAAGGAGAUUGAAGAAACACAAGAGCAUUCUGCUAGAUCUUGCCGUAACUGUGCCUGUGCAAGAUCUUUCAGAGCAACAUGUGGACAAACAUGUGAGAAGACAAUUGAUCAGGGAAAUUUAGUUUGUUCAGUUGAAAAUAAUUCUUGCAAUUUUUCAAAGACAGAAUCUCCAAAAGCUUCUAACCAGUCUUGCUGUGUUCCUGGCCUAGGAGUGAAUAGCAAUAGUCUAGGAAUGAGUUCUCUAGCUGCUGCAAAAUCUCUACGCUCGUUAUCUUUCGGUCCAAGUGCUCCUUCUCUAAACUCUAGUCUUUUUAACUGGGAAACAGAUAAUAGCUCCACUAUUAGAGGACAUACAUCAAGGCCAAUAGAUAAUAUUUUUAAAUUUCACAAAGCAAUCCGGAAAGAUUUGGAAUUUCUUGAUAUUGAGUCCGGAAAACUAGGUGAUUGUAAUGAAACUUUCCUGAGACAGUUUACUGGUAGAUUUCGUCUUUUAUGGGGUUUAUACAGAGCGCAUAGUAACGCAGAGGAUGAUAUUGUAUUUCCUGCCUUAGAAUCAAAGGAAACUCUUCACAAUGUUAGUCAUUCUUACACGUUGGACCACAAGCAGGAAGAAGAACUCUUUGAGGAUAUCUCAUCUGCACUAGCAGAGCUCUCCCAACUUCAUGAAAAUUUGAGUGCAGAAACUACCUCGUGCAAUUUAUUGGGUUCUUUAAGUUGUAUUGAUCGUGUAAAAAAGUACAAUGAGCUGGCAACAAAAAUUCAGGGCAUGUGCAAAUCCAUUAAAGUAACACUGGAUCAUCAUGUUCUGCGUGAAGAGGUUGAACUUUGGCCGUUGUUUGACCGGCAUUUUUCUGUAGAGGAACAAGAUAAGCUUGUUGGCCGCAUUAUUGGAACAACAGGGGCUGAGGUGCUUCAGUCAAUGCUGCCUUGGGUAACAUCUGCUCUUACUCAGGAAGAGCAAAACAAAAUGAUGAACACAUGGAAGCAUGCAACUAAGAACACUAUGUUCAGCGAAUGGCUGGAUGAAUGGUGGGGAGGGACCCCUGCAGCAUCAUCAGAGGCAUCCACAUCAGAAAAUAGCAUCUCACAAGAAAUUGAUGCCCAUGAAUCUUUGGACCAAAGUGAUCAUACAUUUAAGCCUGGGUGGAAAGAUAUUUUUCGGAUGAACCAAAAUGAGCUUGAAUCAGAGAUACGGAAAGUCUCUCGUGAUCCAACCCUUGAUCCAAGAAGAAAAGCGUAUCUCAUUCAAAACCUAAUGACCAGUCGGUGGAUAGCUUCUCAGCAGAAGUUCUCUCAGUCGAGAAGUAGUAAAGCUGAUGAUGAUAAAGAUCUACUUGGACGAACCCCUUCAUAUCGUGAUCCUGAGAAAAAAAUCUUUGGAUGUGAGCAUUAUAAAAGAAACUGUAAGCUGCGAGCUGCUUGUUGUGGCAAGCUGUUUGCAUGCAGGUUCUGCCAUGAUGAAGUCAGCGACCAUUCAAUGGAUAGGAAGGCAACAUCUGAGAUGUUGUGCAUGAGUUGCCUACAAAUUCAGCCGGUUGGACCUGUUUGCACUACUCCUUCUUGUAAUGGGCUUUCAAUGGCGAAGUACUACUGCAGCAGCUGCAAGUUCUUCGAUGAUGAAAGGGAUGUUUAUCAUUGUCCAUCCUGCAAUCUGUGCCGUGUUGGAAAAGGUCUCGGUAUAGAUUUCUUCCAUUGCAUGACAUGCAAUUGUUGCCUUGGGAUGAAACUAGUGGACCACAAAUGCAGGGAGAAGGGUCUUGAAACCAACUGCCCAAUAUGCUGUGAUUUUUUGUUCACAUCAAGUACGGCCGUCAGGGCUCUUCCUUGUGGACAUUACAUGCAUUCUGCUUGUUUCCAGGCAUAUGCAUGUACACACUACAGCUGUCCUAUUUGCAGCAAGUCAAUGGGAGACAUGUCGGUCUACUUUGGAAUGCUCGAUGCUUUAAUGGCGUCGGAGGUGCUCCCCGAAGAAUAUAGAGAUGGGUGUCAGGACAUCUUGUGCAAUGAUUGCGACAGGAAAGGAACUGCACCAUUUCACUGGCUGUAUCACAAAUGUGGCAUCUGUGGUUCGUAUAAUACAAGAGUAAUCAAGGUUGAUCGAGAUAAUUGUUCUACUUAAGUAGAGAUUGAAUUUAUAUUCUUCCCAGAAUUCAUUUCUGUAUAUUGAUGGUUGGUGGUACCCCGUGGGUUAGACCUUCAUGUAAAUGGUCUCCAAUGUCUUUGAACAAAGUUUUGAUUUGUUUUUUUCCCUUUCCUUUGAAUUUGUCUAUACUAUAUAUAUACGUGAAAUAGCUAGAAUUUUACGCCUGAUUGUCAAUAGCACUUUGCUUGGGUAGAUGUCAACAUGAUCAGAAUAAAAUGGAUAAAGUUCCACUUCAA
Messenger RNA from Salvia splendens (bonfire salvia), 4000 nucleotides. Its product is annotated as zinc finger protein BRUTUS. The coding region runs from base 123 to 3740 and encodes 1205 amino acids. The record is from RefSeq and is a predicted model, not a curated record. Lineage: Eukaryota; Viridiplantae; Streptophyta; Magnoliopsida; Lamiales; Lamiaceae. Gene Ontology annotation, cellular component: nucleus. Gene Ontology annotation, biological process: ubiquitin-dependent protein catabolic process; protein ubiquitination. The transcript has 14 exons. Gene Ontology annotation, molecular function: zinc ion binding; ubiquitin protein ligase activity.